CGUGUUCCUGAGAGGAAAUGCCGUCGUACACAUAAAAACUCAAAGGAUGGAUGUCCAAAUUGUAAGGCCAAGAGAAUAAAAUGUUCAGAGGAAUUACCAUCCUGUCACAACUGCGUUAAAAAGAAGUAUCGCUGUGGAUACCUAGAUUUUCCUAAGGAAAAGCUAGACCAUAUCAAGAAGAAGAAUGAAAUGAAGGUAAAUCAAACUUUCUAUUCAGGAGACAUGAGGUCUAUAGGAGACUUACCACUUGAAUCAAAGAGAGGAAGUUUACAGUUCACGGAAUCUGGCCUGGAUUCAACGCCUAUCAGUGGAUCAACAACAUCAGUACCCAUUAGCAACAAUUCACCAAGUAUUCUGGAAAAGUCAAGAGAUAUUUUUGCAAUGGUUUCUCCCAUAACCAAUACUAUAAUUGGGCAAGAGUUUUUCACUACUAAGGAUGAUUUGCGAAUGGCUGUUUAUAAAGAUUCAUUUACCAAGUUGUCUCAUUUUGAAAACUCAAAUCCACAAAAUUUGAUUCCACUAACGGAAAAUCAGCAUUAUCUCGAUUCUUUAUCAAACCACCUGGACAUUGAUAAUGAUGUUGAGAUCAGCAGUGAUGGAAGCUUUGAGAAUGCGCAAAUCCGCUUUGAUCGUCAUACAGAUGAACCAAAUCCCUCUGGACCAAAAGUAGGCAAUUUAUCUGAAACUCGCUCACACAAAAAUCUCUUGCCUAAACUUACACACAACAACAUUAUAAAUCCGUAUUCACCUCCCAACGCUGCUAAGAUUGGAAAUUGUCUAUUGAAUGCAACUGUGAAACCUGUCACUUUCAAGAAAUUAGACAGAACUGAACGAUUGAAGAACCAGUUUUUGAGCAAUUACUUGAACAAUUUGGGCAAAGAAUUCAAGAUGUUUACAAACACGGAUUAUUCCAUACUGUAUAGUCCAGUGUGGAAUUUCCAGAAUUCUGAUGAGUUGUGGAGAUCUGUCUAUAAUCAGAGUGUCCUUAUUGAUGUAUACUUCAACUUCUUUAUGGAGCGGUCCAUUAAUGUAUUAAUGAGAAAAUGCAUUCAAAUUCUUGCAGUUGAAGAUGCGCGGAAGGAGAAACACAACAGUUCAAUGCAUAGUCCUCAUUCAUUGCUGGUGUGGACAUCGUUUACUAAAAAUGAUUUGGAUUCCCUUACCAAGAAAUCAUAUUCAUAUUAUGGUACAUUGAUAAGAAGUUUGAGAGAGUCCAUGACCCAGAUUCAUAUCGAGUUCCCAACGAAGAUGUCCCUUUUUAGCUCUUGGUCAACGCUAUUACAAUUGCAUUCGUCGAUAGAAACGCUUUGUUUGAUGUUUAAUGGGACUGCCUCUUUGAUGAACAAAAUAGUGCAUGAGGUGACAUCAUUUGAUCAAAUUACCCCAACCUUAGCUGUGUUGGCAAAUUGCUUCAAUGAUCAUACUGUGACCUCUCUCAUUCCUGAUUACAAGUUUGAUGUGAUACGAGACCUUUAUAAAGAUUUGAAUGAUUACAAACAUUUUUUGAUUCGGAACCAGGAUUUAGCUUCAACUACCAACGAGUUGUUACUUCGAGACUUCUUGAAUCUAGAGGUUUUCUUAAAGCAAUUGGUUGAAGAAAUUUACCCCUUGAUUAUCAACAUUAAUAACCACUACAAAUCCGAGAAUCUGAUAGUUGAUCAAUCCAACAAUAUUUAUUUUACAUCACCAACUUUAUUUUUUAACAUUCUUGUUACCUGGCUUACUAACAUACCAAGCGAAUGUUUAACUAUCGGUUCAAAGAUGAGUCCAGUAAAAAAGGUACUAUAUUUGUUUUAUAUUGCGGUUGGAAAAGCGUUAUUGAACGUUUUUACACCAUUGAGGUCCCUUCUCAUAACCGACCCAUUAUCCCUAAUGUACCCAAGAGUGGACUUUGAGUGUGAAACUUACAAAAUUUCAUUGAAAGAUCUCAAUUCAGAUUUGAAACAAUUUCAGUACUUCACUAACUUAUCUAACAAACUUUUGCGUAUGGUCAAGUUUUUCAAUAAUAGAAAUGAAAUUUUGUCUCAUUAUUUUGCUUCUAGGUCGGUUUUGGCUAGUACCGAGUACCGUUCAUAUAUUGAAAUGGAAAGGCCAGCUUCGAGUGCAAAAUUCCCAUACUUGGACAUCAUCAACUUUAAACCGAAGAAAAUCGAUACCAAUGAAAUUAUGAUCACCAAUUUUGGGAAUGCCGACACAAUUAACAUCUCAAAUUACCCCUUAAUGAAUGAAUUGCCCCUUGAUACUGAUCCUGAGACCCAAACGACCUUAUACAAUCUAAUUCAGAAUGAAGAGAUUAAUCAACAAAUCAGAAUUAAUAACAUCUCUCUGACAGCACCCAAUGAUUUCAAAUACGAUGUUGGAUUAUUCAAGUCAGAUUACGAUGUUCGGGCACCAUUGGAAUUCUACGCAAAUUACAAAAGGUUCAAUUACUCUGUCAAAGAGUCUCACCUUCAAGAAAUCAGGGUGAGAAUGGAGAAUUUUGCUAUAGCAAGAUUAGAAGUGGAGAAGGCUGUG
Molecule: messenger RNA, 2514 nt
Organism: Suhomyces tanzawaensis NRRL Y-17324
Lineage: Eukaryota; Fungi; Ascomycota; Pichiomycetes; Serinales; Debaryomycetaceae
Exons: 3
Biological process (GO): regulation of transcription by RNA polymerase II
Molecular function (GO): DNA-binding transcription factor activity, RNA polymerase II-specific; zinc ion binding
Source: RefSeq, a predicted model, not a curated record